Fukomys damarensis (Damara mole-rat) is the source of this 4398-nucleotide messenger RNA. RefSeq names its product 5-hydroxytryptamine receptor 5A (gene Htr5a). The record is from RefSeq and is a predicted model, not a curated record. Gene Ontology annotation, cellular component: plasma membrane. Gene Ontology annotation, biological process: adenylate cyclase-activating adrenergic receptor signaling pathway. Gene Ontology annotation, molecular function: G protein-coupled serotonin receptor activity. The transcript is spliced from 2 exons. Bases 618 to 1688 code for a protein of 356 amino acids. NCBI's taxonomy places the organism in Eukaryota, Metazoa, Chordata, Mammalia, Rodentia, Bathyergidae.
AGGAACCGGGCGGGGACAGGCGGCCUUAUCAGCUGAUGCCUUACGUAGGGCUGGGUCCCACUUUGAUAAGGCAGGUCUGGUGGGCGCGCCAGCGUCCCCUCUCUGGAGCUGCAGCCCCAGACGGAGUGGUAAGGGGACGCGGCCCGAUCAGGAGGCAGUUCCCAAGAGCAGGUACCUACAUGGCUUCCUCAGCGAGGAUCUGAGGCUGCUACCGGCUGCCUGGAGAGGGGCUGGCGGCGGGAGCAACGCAGUGAGGUUCAGCUCUGACGCAUGGCCGCGCUCCGAGCACCCACUCGCCGCAGGGCCAACCCCGGGAUGCUAGGCUUUGAGCUGCUGGACAGCCGCCUCCGCCGAGGUGAGGAACCCGCGCCAUGUGACCCAGAUCCUUGACCCUUUUGCCCUGGCUCUGGGGCAUCCAGGCUUCUGGGCUUGCAGUCCAGCGUCUUCCACCCGGCCACCCCAUCUCGGGCAGGAGGCUAGAACCACCUUCCCUCCCCAGACGUCUCGCCACUGGCCAGAGGCCGUGAACAACCAGACUACUCCUGAGCGAAGGGGGCAGAAUGGAGUAUUGAGCGCCUGUGCUACAAGCGUGCGGGGGCUAGUGCCCCGCGUCAGCGAUGGAUCUGUCCGUGAACUUCUCCUUUCCCCUCUCCACCCCGUCCUCUCAGGAGCCCAACCGCAGUCUGGGCGCCGAGGACCUGCGCCCCAGCCCGCCCCUGCUCUCGGUCUUCAGCGUGCUUGUUCUGACCUUGUUGGGCCUUCUGGUGGCGGCCACUUUCGCUUGGAACCUGCUGGUGCUGGCCACCAUUCUCCGAGUGCGUACCUUCCACCGCGUCCCGCACAACCUGGUGGCCUCCAUGGCGGUCUCUGACGUGCUGGUGGCCGCGCUGGUCAUGCCCCUGAGCCUAGUGCAUGAGCUCUCCGGACGCCGCUGGCAGCUAGGCCGGCGGUUGUGCCAGCUGUGGGUGGCGUGUGACGUGCUGUGCUGCACAGCCAGCAUCUGGAAUGUGACGGCCAUAGCUCUGGACCGCUACUGGUCCAUUGCACGACACCUGGAGUACACGCCCCGCACCCGCAAGCGUGUCUCCAACCUGAUGAUUGCACUCACCUGGGCGCUCUCCGCGGUCAUCUCUCUGGCCCCGCUGCUGUUUGGGUGGGGGGAGACGUACUCUGAGCACCGCGAGGAGUGCCAGGUGAGCAGAGAGCCCUCCUACGCCGUGUUCUCCACUGUGGGCGCCUUCUACCUGCCUCUCUGUGUGGUGCUCUUCGUGUACUGGAAGAUCUACAAGACUGCCAAGCUCCGCGUUGGUGCCAGGAAGACCAACAGCGUCUCCCCCGUACCUGAAGCUGUGGAGGUGAAGGACUCCACGCAGCAAUCUCAAAUGGUGUUCACAGUCCGCCCUGCCACUGUCACCUUCCAGACAGAAGGGGACACAUGGCGGGAGCAGAAGGAGCAGAGGGCGGCCCUCAUGGUAGGCAUCCUCAUAGGGGUGUUUGUGCUGUGCUGGAUCCCGUUCUUUGUCACUGAGCUUGUUGGCCCUCUCUGCUCCUGGGACAUCCCUGCCGUCUGGAAGAGCAUCUUCCUCUGGCUUGGCUACUCCAACUCCUUCUUCAACCCCCUCAUCUACACAGCCUUCAACAAGAACUACAGCAGCGCCUUCAAGAGCUUCUUUUCCAGGCAGCACUGAUCAGAGCUGAGGGCAGGAAUGCCUUCAUCCCCUGGCUCUUCAGAAAUUUGAUCUCCCGUUCUUCCACAUGUGCCCUGCAGCCACACAGAUGAACAAAUUCUCCAAGUGUACCAGGGCCAUCUCAGAACUCAGUGCACCUCUCUUCACACUUGCACACAGGGAGAUAUCUCCACCCAGGGCUCCAGUGUGUCCCACCUGUCUCCUGUCCCUCACUCUGCACUAGCAGCCACAGACUUGGCCCACUGAGUGCCUGCUUCUCCAAGUCCUCUCUAGCAUGGUCAUGGCAUUGGCCUGGAGAAGUCCCAUUCUGCAAACAAGAGGGAGGAGGUGGUGCAUAGGGACAGGUGGAGAACAAGUGAAAAAAAAAACAGUAAGAAGCCCUAUGAGGACUUUAGGGGUAAGGAGACCAUAAUUCCAAGAUUUUUAGAGUCUUUCUCAUUUCAAAGUUCUGCUCUGUGGUCCUAGUAACUAUGCCCUAACUCUUAUUAGUUAUUUCCAAUAUUUGACCUCAAAAGUUGUCUACAAACAUAUUAAAGUACAUAACCCCAUGGAUGUGGACAGUGACUACUGGCAUUGUGGUUGUUUGUGACAUCUACACACACACACACACACACAAAACUAUAGAAGAGGCAGAUGCUCCAAUUGGUUAGUUCACUCCAGUAGACCACCCAUCCACUUAAACCAUAUAUUAAGAGCCAAAUUAAAUAUAUCCUCCCAUUUUGAAACAACUCACAAACAAUAUAAAAACCUACCAGUUUCAUAGAAUCUGCCAAACUUACUCAUUUCCAAUGGAUUUCAUGUGUAUGGAAUUUACUGAAAUGUUUCUGGGCAAAAGCCUUUAUUCUCAGAUCAUGGAAUUAGGGUAAAAUGACUGUUAUGAGGUUAUUGACUUCUUAAAUACAGUUUCACAACCAGAGACUCUAAAGGCACAUUCACCAGGUGGAUGCAUGCACAUUGGCAAGGUCGUUGAUUGAUUUGUAGCUGCUCUGCUGUUGACAUGCAAGUGCCUACCAGGAGGCCAACGCUAAUGACUAAUGAAAAGUAGAACAAAAGUCAAGUGUGGUCUUGGUCCUCUUUGGAUUGGCUGUGUAGUUGGUGGAGGAAGAGAGCCAGGUCAUGACACAGGUGUGUACAAACACAUCAAACUUGGUCACAGCCCCAUUUCCAGAGGCCAAGCAAAGGAACUGUCAGAAAAACACAACUGAAGAAUCUGCAGAGACAAGGCAGCUGUCUUUCCAGAAUUGCAUGCAUGCUGACUUCUCACCAAGAACAGAGGACACCCAACUCAUCCCAAGAAUCUUCAGACCAGAGGAGUUCCGCGGAAGUCUCAGAAUACUUGGAUGCCAGCAAAAUCCAGGUUUGUUGGCUGGUGGCUUCUCUUAUUAUCAUACUUAUGGAUCAAUGCUUUAAAUCACAGUGAUCUAUAGUGACAGGGCUAUUUCCUGAGUAGCACUUGCUAAGCUGUCUCAAUUAGUAAACUCACCUUUGGUCAAAGAGAGACAAUGAGCUCCUCAAAGUCCUAUAAACCCAUGUAUUUCUUCAAUUGGCUAAAAGUGCAACUAGUGUCAUCCUCAAGAGUUUUUUACUUUAAGUGAGGGAGAAGUUCUCCAAAGACCUGGGGCAACAUGCAUAUCACAUCAGGGGGCUCAGCCAACCAUCAUCUUCAUGUCCACACCAGACUGAGAAAAGUGGGAUAGCAUCUUGUCUCUAAGGAAGAACUCACAAAGUAACAAAUGUUUUUUGUAAUGUAGUUUUGCCAAAAUUAAUUGUUUAAUAGCUUUUUUUAAACCUAGAUCAAAUUGAUGAAUAUAAAAAGGUCUCCCCCGACCUAAUCCUAUGAAAACACUUGCAAAAUGUUCUAAACCGUGUGAAUUCUGUCUUCUUAUUGACCAUUGCUCUAAAGGUGGGAGCCCUUCAUGCAAUGAAUCUUUAGAGCUAAAAGCAGGAAGCAUGGUUGUUUUUCUUCCAUUCUUUCUUUGCAACAUUCAGUAUAAAUAAACUCACUUGCUAGUGUUGUGCCCUAGCUUGCAUCCCCAAGAAGACCACCACUCACUUAUGCAACACACAAGAGCACUUUACUAGCACAACAUGCAAUGGGUCUGCCACUCUGUGUUUGGAGACCCCGAAAGGCAAUUUUAAGCCUCUUUUAUAGGUUUUGGGAUACAUUAGCUUUAGUAACAAGCUUUAUCUCUAUUAUGAUUGGUUAGUUAUUACAUUCAAAUCCUAUUGGCAAUUGUUGGGGUGGUGAGCUAUUCGGGGUGGCCGAGUUACAGGGUUGCUAUGGGGUGGCCGAGUUUCAAGGGUGCCAGGUGGUCUUAUCCAAUGGAACAUUCUGUAUUUCUAUACAUUUUGUUGUUUUCCCAGGAACUAGUUUGCCUUGUUCAGCAGUCACAAGACAAUUGGGUUCGUUUUUAGGUCAGGCUCAGUACGAAAUGAAGCCUUCUGUUACAAUAUGGAGUCACUCUGGCCUCCACACUAGUGAGUUCUUACCAGUCUCCCUGCUAAACACCUACGUGAAUUGUUUUCUUUUAUUCUCUCAACCACACACACAAAAAAUCUGACCUUUUUAACACCACUCCACUAGAAAGAUUUGGUGACUUAACCUACAUAGAGUCAAUCAAAAACAAAACAAAACAAUAAGAAAUUGAACAUUAUGUGUGAUUUAGAGAGACUUUAGGCAAUAAAAUUCCCUGUUAAGAUCCCCGAUUCU